AUCAUCUACCAUAUUUUACUUGCACUCUAUGUUGCAUACCCCUUCGAGGUUACCACCGAUACCCGCCAGAUGCCCGCCGUUACUCCAUUUCCCCCCCUCAUCUCGUCAACACCAUGCUUCCACACACAACGUGUCCUCCGCCUGUGACACAUCGUGACGCUUUUCGUUUAACGAUUUUCAUCCGCCUUCUCUGCCGAUCUCUUCCCCUGCUCACAAUAGAGGUUCUAGAGGAAGCCCUCCUCUGCGACGGCGAGGAGUGCGUCAACCUCGAUUCUGACGAACAGAAGAAUCGCUCGGGUUGGUUCAUUGGGACCAACAACAAGCCGGUGGCGCCUCCCUCCGACACGUCUUCUAGCGACGAUGACAACAACGACGCCGACAACAGCUCCAUCCCCGACGGCGACUGUGGCAGUGACGACCCGGACGACGACGACGUCAUCUCCGAUGACGACGACCUCAUCGACGCUGCCGACGACACCGACUAAUAACUGUUGUCGUUAUGUUUUCUUCGACCCAUCGUUGGCCUUUUCACAUUGAUUUCUUCUUCUAGCUUUGGACUGCUGUCCCAUAUUUAGUCGCGACGUACCACUGGAUGAAUCUCUCCUAGGCUUUUUCUCUUGUUGCGGUUUCAUUGCCUUUUCGGUGUCUCCUAUUGUUCCUUUUUUUCAUCUUCUUCAUUUCCAUUGUGGUGCACGCCGCAUCAUGUAUCUAUGUUGGCAGACCGUUGCACGCCAGACGUACAAUAUGUGAUUGCCCGUCUUGACAGACCCUUGGGGGUGCCUGAGGUAUCUAAGCCCGUUGUCUUUGUACAAUAAGUGCUUCCUCUUCCUGUCCUACAUUCGUGCGAACACAUGAUUUGUGACCCACCCACAAUGCUUGCAUCUAACACCAGUAGCCCGUGUUGACAAACCCUUCGGCGUGCCACAGCACAUUGAUUUCUUCUUCUAUGCUUUGGACUGCUGUCCCAUAUUAAGUCGCGACGUACCACUGGAUGAAUCUUUCCUAGGCGUUUUUUCCUCUUGUGGCGGUUUCAUUGCCUUUUCGGUGUCUCCUACUUUUUCUUUUUUUCGUUUUCUUCAUUUCCAUUGUCGUGCAUGCCUAAUCAUGUAUCUACUUUGGCAGACCGUUGCAAGCCAGACGUAUAACAUGUAAUUGCCCGUGUCGACAGACCCUUGGGGGUCCCGGAGGUAUCUGAGCCCUUUGUCAUUGUCCAAUAAGUUAUUCUCUUUCUCUUCCAUUCGUGCGAACAUGAGUUGUGGCCCGCCUACAGUCAUUGCAUCUUACACCAGUUGCUCGUGUUCACAGACACGUGGUCUUGCCACAGAUAUCGUCAAUCCUUUGUGUUUGCCUGUGAUUCCAUCUGACACCAGUUGCCCGUGUUCACAGACCUUUGGGGGUGUCGGAGGUAACUAAGCCCUUUGUCUUUGUCUCUACUUGC
Ectocarpus sp. CCAP 1310/34 is the source of this 1438-nucleotide messenger RNA. The record is from the annotation of a GenBank genome assembly. NCBI's taxonomy places the organism in Eukaryota, Phaeophyceae, Ectocarpales, Ectocarpaceae.